Messenger RNA from Helianthus annuus (common sunflower), 1065 nucleotides. RefSeq lists its product as uncharacterized. The transcript is spliced from 3 exons. NCBI's taxonomy places the organism in Eukaryota, Viridiplantae, Streptophyta, Magnoliopsida, Asterales, Asteraceae. The record is from RefSeq and is a predicted model, not a curated record. Bases 1 to 1065 code for a protein of 354 amino acids.
AUGGUCUUUGUCGCGAUUGGUGCUUCGAUUCGUACCUUUAUCUGUAAUUUAAGACCGGUGGUGAUCAUUGAUGCUACACACUUAAAGGGUGAAUUUAAAGGGACAUUAUUUUUAGCAGUCGGGAUGGAUGGAAACAACCAAAAUUUACCAAUUUCCUAUGGAAUAGGAAAAUCAGAGGAUGGUGAAUAUUGGACAUGGUUUAUGUCAAAGCUUAGAGAAUGUAUCGGUGAAAUACCUGACAUGGCGAUAAUAUCGGAUAGAGCGAAUUCUAUACACCUAGCUAUUAGAAACGUCUUUCCACAUGCUUAUCACGGGUUAUGCUGUCGUCAUUUAAUGAUGAACCUACGUUUACCGUCUGAUAAAAAAAAAGAAAAUAAGAAGCUGUGGUGGAAGACAUGCAAAUCUUACCGAUUAUCUGAUUUUAAUGAUUCAUUCAAUGCUCUUUGUCUUGUCGUUCCUAGAGUACGUCACACUCUAACAAGUAUUGGGUUCGGUAGAUGGGCAAGGGCGCAUUGUCCUGGCAAUCGAUAUCAUUAUAUGACAUCUAACAGUGCGGAGUCUAUGAACGCUUUAUCUAGACACUCGCGUAAAAUGUCGGUAACGCAACUCUUAGAGUUCUUCUGGCAAUCUGUACAGAAAUGGUUUUACGAUCGCCACUUGCAAGGUGAAACUGAUUGCAGUAAGUAUUGCUUCACGUGUUACUCAAACGAAGUCUAUAAAAAAACUUAUGAAGAAGCGAUUAAUCCUCUUCCUCAUAGAUCUGAAUGGGAGACUCCAGAAGACCUUAUCAAUCUUCAACCGCCGCAUAUGACAAAACGCCAGGCCGGUUGCCCUCAAGAAAACCACUGGAUCUUAUCCCGUGGGGAAGAACCUACUCCCCUGUAUUGUUCCCGGUGUAACUCAUACGGUCAUCAUCGGGAUGUCUGUCGGCAGCCUAUGCCGUCAGAAAUUCGUACUCGCAAAGGCCUAGACAAAGGGAAAGGGAAAGAAACCGAUGAUCCUGAUCAUUUUACACAAUCUCCGUCUAAUUAUAUGUUUCCGUCUUAUAACUUGGGAGACUUUUAA